This is a messenger RNA of Myripristis murdjan (pinecone soldierfish), 2890 nucleotides long. It is a transcript of the gene meis1b, whose product is annotated as Meis homeobox 1 b. The record is from RefSeq and is a predicted model, not a curated record. Lineage: Eukaryota; Metazoa; Chordata; Actinopteri; Holocentriformes; Holocentridae. Gene Ontology annotation, molecular function: DNA binding. The coding region runs from base 699 to 1865 and encodes 388 amino acids. The transcript has 13 exons. Gene Ontology annotation, biological process: regulation of DNA-templated transcription.
ACUCCUCCUCAGCUCAACACACACAUCCAUUGUACACAAACGGGCAGGCGGCUCACACAUACACAUGCACACACACACAUACACACACAUACACACACACACAUACAGACACAUACACACUCACUCACACACAUAGCAUCGAUCGUGGCUCCUUUAAGAAAGCCUAAGCCAGAAUUAUCACCCCACCUCCUCUUGAUCUCCUCUAGACGCUUUUGCAUAAAAAAAUCAAACCGGGAGCCGAGAGUGAUCAAAGAAAACGAGAGGAGAGCUGCUUCAUUUUUUAACUGUGAUUGUGACCAUUAACAUUUAGGUGGUGCCGAUCCCGUGGAGACGCGCGUCGGACCAUCAUUCAUCCGGUACUUUUGACAAGCCCUCGCGUUUUGACUGACAGGCGGAGUGGCGAAAAGCCAUGAGAGUCGCUAGUUUUGUUUGAGGGGGUAUUUUAUUUUCAUCCUGGUUUUGGAAAAGGAGCCUGGUGCCGCUGUCCCGAGGAUAGCCGAGGACCUAUUCGCCGCGCCUGGGCUAAACUUGCGCAGAAAGCGGGGGCUGGCUUCACCGUUCCGUGGAAAAAAGGCAUACGGGAUUUUGGUUGAAACAUCUCCUCAUUUAUUUGGAUUUUCUUUCUACAUUUCUUCUCCACCCUGGCCUCAGAGGGGAUAUAUCUAAACUGAAAGGAAGACCAGGGAGUGAGGAGGGUUAUGGCGCAACGGUACGAAGACUUGCCCCACUACGGGAUGGACGGGGUGGGCAUCCCGACCACCAUGUACGGAGACCCGCACGGCGCCCGGUCCAUGCAGGCGGUGCACCUCAACCACGGACCCCAGCUGCACUCCCACCAGUACCCGCACACCGCCCACACCAACACCAUGCCUCCCAGUAUGGGCUCCUCCGUUAACGACGCUCUCAAGAGAGAUAAAGACGCCAUAUACGGGCACCCCCUGUUCCCCUUGCUUGCACUGAUUUUUGAGAAAUGUGAAUUAGCGACUUGCACCCCCAGAGAGCCCGGGGUGGCAGGAGGAGACGUCUGCUCAUCGGAAUCUUUCAAUGAAGACAUAGCAGUGUUUGCAAAACAGAUUCGGGCAGAAAAGCCAUUAUUUUCAUCGAAUCCAGAAUUGGAUAAUCUGAUGAUUCAAGCCAUUCAAGUUUUACGAUUUCAUCUUCUGGAGCUGGAGAAGGUCCACGAGCUGUGUGAUAAUUUCUGUCACCGGUACAUCAGCUGCUUGAAAGGCAAGAUGCCCAUCGACUUGGUCAUAGACGACAGAGAGGGCGGAUCAAAAUCAGACAGCGAGGAAAUCACAAGAUCAUCGGGGCCUCUUGAUCAGACGUCCUGGAACAGAGAUCAUGACGACACGGCGUCCACGCGCUCCGGAGGCACACCGGGACCGUCCAGCGGCGGACACACAUCACACAGUGGCGACAACAGCAGCGAACAGGGUGAUGGCCUGGACAACAGCGUGGCUUCGCCCAGCACAGGGGACGACGAUGACCCGGAUAAAGAGAAGAAACGCAACAAGAAGAGAGGAAUCUUCCCCAAGGUGGCCACCAACAUCAUGAGAGCUUGGCUGUUCCAGCACCUAACACAUCCCUACCCGUCAGAAGAACAGAAGAAACAGUUGGCGCAAGACACAGGCCUCACCAUCCUACAAGUGAACAACUGGUUCAUUAACGCAAGGAGGAGAAUAGUCCAGCCCAUGAUCGACCAGUCGAACCGUGCAGUAAGUCAAGGAGCUCCCUACAAUCCAGAUGGCCAGCCGAUGGGGGGCUUCGUCAUGGACGGCCAGCAGCACAUGGGAAUCAGACCACCUGGCCCUAUGGGUGGAAUGGGCAUGAACAUGGGCAUGGAAGGACAGUGGCACUACAUGUAGCCCCUCCCCAUUCUGACCAAUUGCAACGCAAAGGGGGAUAACUGCAGGGCAUACCAGGGGAUUACCUGUCUCACAGAGGCCUACUGAGCAUGGGGACAGGACCUCCCUGACUUCCUGACGACAACGACCAACAGCGACCCCUCUGUCCACUUCCAAGACCCAGGAACAUUUGAUCCAGCUGAUAUCUGCACCGUGGAAACCUCUCCACGAGUGCCUACGACCCCUGUCUACUUUUCCAGCAAUGUUGAUGCACAGAAGAUCAAGUCUCCAACCCAGAUGCCCCCCUCGAUGCCCCUCUCGACGGACCGCUGCUUCUUCUCCAGUGGGCCGACACUAGACUCCAACCCCCUGACAUCCGCUAGGUUCAAAUGGAUUCCUCCGUCAAAAAGUGACUGCGACUGAGAGCAUCGACGAAACGCCAGAGACACAUUGGGUUGUUUGCCAGAACCUCGGCAAACAAGGCACCUGGUAAUAUAUACUAGACUCCUUGACAAAAUAAAAGAGACUUUCUGUGAAGAGCACUCCACUCUUUGGAACGAUGGAAUUGGACCAAGGAGAAGCCAAUGUCUGUAUUUGACAGGACACUAACAAAGCAAAAGAGGUGCCCUUUAAAAAAAUAUAUAGGAUUGAAGCGUGGAAGAGGAGACAGCAAGAGAAAGAGAGAGAAAAGAGAAAGAUUGAAAGAUUAAAAGUAUAACUAUAUCAACUCCUAGUGUGGGAAGCAAGUGGAGGAGGAAAACAUACUGUAUACUGUUGUAAAAUUACGCUGGACUCUCACGAGAACUGGGAAUUUAAGUAUUGUAAAUGCUAUUGUAUUGUUCUGCAUAUUAUGUUGUUUCUAAUAGAUUUUUUAAAAAAGGAUGUGAACUUUUUUCUCUUUUUUUCUGGUUUCUUUCCACACUAUGUGUGUGCCGUCUCUCCAUAAACUUUGACUUCCUACCCCGCCUCCCCUUCCUCCAUUGAAUCACCUUGCGUUUUCAAAAGGAAAAAAAAAAUAUGUGAAUAAACCAACAAUUCGAUCAAUC